AUGUCUAAGAGAUCUGCCGAUAGCUCUGCUGUUGCAAAAUUUAUUAAGAAGCACAAAAAUUCUAUUCCUAACCCAGUUGACUAUGAAUCUGGCAUAUCCAAUUGCAUUUUGCGUGUCCCAAUCUCAUUAUACGUUUCUGUCGCUCCAAUAUAUGCCAACAACCCAGCUCAAGGUGUUAUGAAGCAACAUCUGAAUCCAAUGGUGAUGAAAUAUAAUCCUAAGGUGAAUGGUGUGGUUCUAGGUUAUCAAAAUGUUAGAAUUUUAGAUUCUGAUCCAAGUAAUCCGCCUGAUUCUCAUGAAAAAUUGAUUAAAAUAACAGCCGAUACUCCAUUUGGCUUUUGUUGGUGCAAUUGUGACAUGUUUGUAUGGCAACCGCAAGUUGGAGAUAUAAUUGAAGGUUGGUGUUUCAUUCAAUCCGUUUCACAUAUUGGUUUAUUGAUACACGAUGCUUUUAAUGCAAGCAUUAAUAAAAAUUAUAUACCAGAUGAUUGGACAUUUAUACAAAAUGAGGAGCAUUUCGAUGAUUGGGAUGAAACUGAGGAAGGCGAAACUGAAAACACUUCAAACGAAGCUGGCACUACUAAACAUAACACAUCAAUGGGCCAUUGGGUUGAUGGAAAUGGUGAAAACAUCGAUGGUAAAUUAAAGUUCAAAAUAAGAAACGUUUUCACAAAGGGUAGAGUGAUUUCCAUCGAUGGUACAUUAUUAACAGAUAAUUAUGAAAAUGGCGAUGCUAGUGUGAAUAAUUUGAAUGGCGUUUCAUCAGAAAUUGAAAAUCUACCAGUCGUUUCAAAUAAGAAGAUUAUUUUUGAUGAAGAAGUAUCAGCUGAAAACACUGAAAGUCACAAAGAUUUAGAGUUACCUGAAGUGAAAGACAGUGGUGAACAAUUAGUUUAUGAAGAAAAUUCAAGUGGUAGUGAUGAAGAUUCUAGUGAUAGUGACUAG
Molecule: messenger RNA, 945 nt
Organism: Tetrapisispora phaffii CBS 4417
Lineage: Eukaryota; Fungi; Ascomycota; Saccharomycetes; Saccharomycetales; Saccharomycetaceae
Gene: RPA43
Product: DNA-directed RNA polymerase I subunit RPA43
Exons: 1
Coding region: 1-945 (314 amino acids)
Biological process (GO): DNA-templated transcription initiation; DNA-templated transcription
Cellular component (GO): RNA polymerase I complex
Source: RefSeq, a predicted model, not a curated record